AUGGCAAAGUCCAGCCACAGCAAGAUAGUCUGUGCUACGCCUCGCAAUGACACCCAGCGCAAGGUCACGAAGCCUACAACAAAGGGUACGGCGGCCUCGAAACCAGAAAGCUAUCGGCCCACCAAGGGCUGGUCUAAAAACAUCAAGUGCGACCCCAAGGACCCCAAAAACAUCAUCCAUGGCAAAAGAACACGGAAUGGCUCUCGGGUGAAUGAGUCACAGCUAGGCAAAGCUACGCACUCUAUCAUUCUGCCAGACGACGACAACAUAUCAAUUCAGAGAGCAAAUGCCGAAGCAGCGUCUCCCCCUGCGCCUCACAAACACACACAAAGAGCGUCUGAAAAAUCCGUCGAAGAGCCAGCGCCCGACACGUACAGCGAUGGCGAAACAAAAAUACACACCGAAGAGGAUAACACAGGAAAUGAAAUAUCACCCAGAGCACUCCGCCGUGGGAUUAUCGCUCUCGUCAAUCAUUCUUUGCAGAUCGCCGACGAUGUGGCAGGAUAUAUGCAAUUUUUUGGAGGUAACGAGGAACAAGCAGAGGAGCUGGACUGCGGUGUGAACGAAGUAUUGAUUAGGCGGGUGAAGAAAUGGAGGGCAGAAGAGAAGGCCCAGAAAGGGAAGGGCAGUAAGAAUGUCAGGUUUGCGGCCUGA
Molecule: messenger RNA, 654 nt
Organism: Alternaria conjuncta
Lineage: Eukaryota; Fungi; Ascomycota; Dothideomycetes; Pleosporales; Pleosporaceae
Exons: 2
Coding region: 1-654 (217 amino acids)
Source: RefSeq, a predicted model, not a curated record